AAAGGUGUAUUUUAAAAAAAAUAUCUUGAAGCCUGUCAUGUGGAUAACAGCAUUGUUGUGGAGAAUUGAGACUCAGCUCUGAAAUACAUGCAUGUUUCCACUCAGUAAGUCAAGAAUGCUACAGCUAACAGCAGGAGUGGGGAGAGUUUCACUAGGGAAAGUGUGUUAAUUAUUCACAUAACUCGGUCAUAUUCACUGCUGCACUCCCUGUGUUGUCAUAUCAGUUGUUAGAAAUGAAGUAAAGCAAGGAAAGUGCUGUCCUAGGGCAGUUGCGUGCAUUACUUGGAGCUGAAUAGAUCUAAAUGGUUAAAAAGGGGUUCUCUGCUAGAGAGGAGGAGGGGAGAGUAAGAGUGCAUUCCCAAAAAAGUACAUUCCCAAAAUAAAAAGCUUACAUCAUGGACCUCUUCAGCUUUCCCACACUUCUUUCCUAAUUAUUGUCCUACAGGACAGCUGAUCUAUUUCAAACAGGAAGCUGUUUACAGAUAACACUUGCAACUGUGUUGUCUGAUUUGUUGAACUGUCGAAAAGCAAAAGACAACCUCUUUUCAAAUUAAAAACUGUCAGACUUCUGUAAACAGCAGCAAUGAGGUUCAUCUGUGCAGUGUCCCUGCAGGCACAGAGUGUUCUGCAGUUCCCAUUUUCUCAGCAACCAUAAGGAGUCAGUGACCUGUAAGUGCUCAUUAUGAAGAGAGAUCUGGUUUUCUUGGUGACUCUAAUUAGCCUUGCCUUCCUGUCACUGCUAAGGUCUGGAUAUCCUCAACAUAUUGCAGAGGAGUCCUGCUCUGUUCAAAUCCUUGUCCCAGGCCUCAAAGGGGAGGCUGGAGAAAAGGGGGAAAAAGGUGCUCCAGGUCGUCCAGGCAGGGUUGGGCCUCCAGGAGAAAAAGGAGAAAUGGGGGACAAAGGACAGAAAGGCAGCAUGGGACGGCAUGGAAAAAUUGGUCCUAUUGGUUCAAAAGGUGAAAAAGGAGAUAAUGGUGACAUAGGACCACCGGGUCCUAAUGGUGACCCAGGCAUCCCUUGUGAGUGUAGCCAGCUAAGGAAGGCUAUUGGUGAAAUGGAUAUCCAAGUGGCCCAGCUGACAACGGAAUUAAAAUUCAUAAAAAAUGCACUGCCCUCCCCCGCAGCUGUUGCUGGUGUGCGUGAGACAGAUAAUAAGAUAUAUCUGCUGGUGAAGGAAGAGAAGAGAUACAAGGAAGCCCAGCUCUACUGCCACGGAAGAGGAGGGACGCUGAGCAUGCCCAAGGAUGAGAAUGCCAACAAUCUGAUUGCCUCAUACAUCAACCAAGCCGGGCUCACCAGAGUUUUCAUUGGGAUUAACGACCUAGAGAAGGAGGGAAAUUUUGUCUAUUCUGACCGAUCGCCUAUGCAGACCUUCAACAAGUGGCGCAGCGGGGAGCCCAACAAUGCUUAUGAUGAGGAGGACUGUGUGGAGAUGGUGGCGUCUGGAGGGUGGAAUGAUGUUGCAUGUCACAUUACCAUGUAUUUUGUGUGUGAAUUUGACAAAGAAAAUGUGUAAGCUUGUCUGGUCUUUAUUUUAAGAAAUGUUUUCAAGCAGGUUGUACAAGUUAGCCCAUGUUUAUAGAGUACAAGUGAGAUUUUACAUGUAUGUGACAUCAGUGUUGUACAGCUGUAAAUACAAUUUAGGUAUUUCAAAUAUCGGUAUUUACCCUUCAGAAGGGAAGAGCACUGAUAAGUAAGACUUUUUUUUUUUUUUUUUUUUUUUUUUAGGAAAAUGUAACUAUUUAGAUUAAAAAAGAAAAAGUGGUUUGGGGCUAAAUUCUGACCUCACAACAGUUAUCACAUGUCAUGGCAUGACUGUAAGGGAAGGCAGAAUUUGGCCUCUAGUUUUUAGACUGAUCAUUUCUGAAGAAGUAGAUUCUUGAUAUUCUUUUAUCUUAGCAAAUUUUGUAGUUAUAAAUGUUAAUUGCUUGUAGGUUUACAGGGGUAUUUCAGCAAGAAGGCAAAUAUUUUGUAUACUCCAGUUAAUUAAUACAAAUAUUACUGUAAGUUUUUUUUUUUUUUUUUUGGAUGUGAAGGUGUUACAACUUUUUUUUUUUUUUUUUUUUUAAAUAGCUAAAGCAAGUGAACAAAUUAGGAGUCCUACCAAUUUUAUAAAGUUUCUUUAUUAAAAUGUUCACAGAUAUAUCAUGAGGAGGCCCUUCAGUAAACUGAGUUUUAGUUUGGGGGGGGGGGGGGACGGGGACGACUAGCUUCUUGUAAUUCAGUACUGAAAGAGGGAUCAUGCCAGAUGGGUGCUUUGGGGUUGGCUAAAGGUCAAAGUAUGAUUUUGAUUUUCUGCAUUCUUUGGUUGAGAAUGACUCAGUGAAUGAGCUAUUUAAAGCCCCAAAUAAUUUCUUAAAGUAAACAUGUUCCAAAUUUUAUAAGAUGAUCUUGGUGCAUCAUGUUAGAAAACAAAACAAAACAAAUAAAAACAACUCUCCACAAUUUAAGACAGACUUCAUAAGUAGAGAACAAACUUCACAGGAGUGGUUUAGCUUGUAGUUCCUUUUGGCAGGAAAGCAGCCUACGUGUUUACUCAAAUUGCAGGGGUGACCCUCUGAAAAUCAGGAAAAGUUACCAAAAUUUUCCUGUUUAUGUAUAUAGCAAUAAUGUCAUUUUGUACAAAUAAUUUAUGUACCCAAUUUACAAUUGCAUUUAAUGGAAAAGCUGAUGUACAUUAAAAAACAACAACAUAAUUUCAUAAAAUAAGUGAUGAAUUAUUUUGGGUCUUCCUAGGAGGCAUGCCAUCUUAACUUGCUGUUAGGCAUAGAAAGAUGACUACAAAAUCUCUGACUGUGUUUUUUCAGAAUACCCUGUACAAUGGUUUAAGAUGAUCUUUUAAGGAGAAAUGAUCCGUUGUAUAACACAGUAAUCAAUAUACAUAUCUGAUUGUUUUGGGAGGCUUGCAGAAUGGAUCUAACCUGGUUCAAGAGAUUGGCCCACAGUAAGACAAGACAAACUCAAAUCAACUCUACAGUGCCAUGGUACCUAAGCAACCAAUGAUCACACAGUUCAUAUCCACAGUCCAACAACAUUUGAUGUGACACUAUUAUUAUAUAUGUAAGAAAACAAACCAUUCUGUUUGAUAUAUUUACUCUGUGAAUUUGAAUCUAUCAUAUAUAUAUAUAUGUUUGCUAUUCAUUUUGAAGAUAGGUAGUAAAUUCCUAUAGUAUUUGAAUAUCAGUCCAUCUCCACAGCAACCACACUAAGAAAUGAAUGACCUUUCAUUGCUUUACCUCCUUCCUUCUGAAGGUAGGUAUGAUUCCUGUAUGGUAGGUAUGAUUUCUAUAUUUUCUUCAAACUGUAUAUUGAAAUCUAUUAAAUAAUGUGAAUAUGGUUCUACACUAAUAUUCAAAGACUCUACAGAAUUUGCAGGGAGCUAACAAUUCUAGUGGAGCAAUUUGUUUGAUUAGAAUAGUGCCUUAUGAAUAUCAUGGUUGUUUCCUGCCUGCUAUAGAAAUCCUUAGAAGCCCUUCAAAUCUCCAACACACUUCUGUCAAAUCAUUGAAGCUAUAUUAAAAGCAGUCUAAACUUGAGUUACAGAUAUCUGGAGUUCCCUCAUUAUGUAUGUGGUGAAGUUGCUAACUGUUUGUUUUUCACCCAGGUUUUCAAAGUCUCUGCUGUAAUGUUCAGUUUCCUCAGAAACAUGAAAAGAGGCCUUUUGAGGAGGUGGGAAGCUUUUUCAGAUGCCAAAUGCUACUAUUUUAGCUGGAAGCCACACCACAUUUAUAAUGAUUGCCUUGAUGUGUAGAGCAUUUAAGAAGUCUGAGUUUCUAUUAAAAUUCAAGAUGAAAAAUAAAGGCAAUGUAAAAAAAAAAAAAAAAAAAA
Molecule: messenger RNA, 3828 nt
Organism: Oxyura jamaicensis (ruddy duck)
Lineage: Eukaryota; Metazoa; Chordata; Aves; Anseriformes; Anatidae
Gene: COLEC11
Product: collectin subfamily member 11
Exons: 7
Coding region: 683-1516 (277 amino acids)
Source: RefSeq, a predicted model, not a curated record